AUGGCUUCAAAGGAAGUGCACGUCGUCAAGUCUGCCGACAUUCAACCCUCUACUUCCGGCCAGACAGAUGGCAUGACUCGCAUGCCAGCCAUCACAAACCUCUCAUCGAUUUGUAGCUCCAUAAUGCUGGCCUCUCCUCACUCUGCUUCAGCAGUUCACCACCACGGCGCCGAAGAUACCAUCGUCUAUGCUGUUCGAGGUCAAGGUGCCGUCGUUAGUGAGGGAGGCAAGAAACGCCAGGUCUUGAAGCCAGGAGAUUUCGCUUUAAUUCCUGCGUAUCAAGAGCAUCAGGAGGUCAAUGACGGAGAUGAGGAGGUGCAGUGGGUGAUUGUGAGGAGUGGUACUGAGCCCGACGUCGUCAACUUGGAAGGAUGGGGUCAGAGUUAG
Messenger RNA from Aureobasidium melanogenum CBS 110374, 387 nucleotides. Its product is annotated as RmlC-like cupin. The transcript has 2 exons. The record is from RefSeq and is a predicted model, not a curated record. Lineage: Eukaryota; Fungi; Ascomycota; Dothideomycetes; Dothideales; Saccotheciaceae. The coding region runs from base 1 to 387 and encodes 128 amino acids.